AGGCAGCGGGAGGGUGUCAUGGCAGCCGGCGCCGCGAGCGAGAAGCUGAGUGUCGCUGAGAUUUUCAGCACCAUGAGCUAUGGACCGGCCCCCGAGACCCCCAAGAACGCCCAGGCCUGGCUGGAUUAUCACAAACGAUGCUUUGGUCAUUUCAUUGGAGGCAAAUGGGUGAAGCCUGAAAACCGUAAAUUCUCCACAUCAAAAAACCCUGCUACAGGGGAAUCUUUGGCCGACACUGUUGAAGGUGAGGAAGCAGAUAUAGAGCUGGCGGUGAAAGUUGCAAAGAAAGCUUUUGAGUCCUGGAGUAAGCUGCCUUGUCACGUGCGAGCAAGACAUCUGUACAGUGUUGCCAGAAAUGUUCAGAAGCACCAGAGACUAUUGAGCGUGCUGGAGAGCUUAGACAAUGGAAAGCCAAUCCGUGAAUCACGAGACUGUGAUGUCCCGUUGGUAGUGCGACACUUCUAUCACCAUGCUGGCUGGGCACAGCUGAUGGACGUUGAAAUGAAGAACUGGAAGCCAGUAGGUGUUGUUGCAGCGAUUGUUCCGUGGAACUUCCCUUUGAUGUUGCUGACGUGGAAAAUUUGUCCAGCUCUCGCUAUGGGUAACACGGUAGUAUUGAAACCUGCCUCAUAUACCCGACUCACUGCCCUACUGUUUGCUGAGAUCUGUGCAGAGGCCGGCCUCCCACCCGGUGUGUUCAACGUGGUGACCGGAAAUGGAGCAUUUGGCAGCAAACUGGCGAUGCAUCAAGAUGUGGACAAGGUCGCUUUCACUGGCUCCACCACGGUCGGCCAGCUGCUCCGUCGAUCUACAGCUGGCACUGGCAAGAAACUAUCACUGGAACUUGGUGGGAAAUCUCCUUUCAUCGUGUUUGAUACGGCUGAUUUGGACAGUGUGGUGGAAGGCCUUGUGGAUGCAAUUUGGUUCAAUCAAGGGCAGGUUUGCAGUGCUGGUUCUAGACUGUUAAUGCAGGAAUCAAUUGCUGACAAGCUAAUUGAGCAGCUAAAGCAGCGGAUGCAACGCCUGCGUGUAGGGGACAGCCUGGACAAGGGCGUUGACAUGGGCGCAUUGGUGGAUGAAUCACAGAAGAAGACGAUUAUGGAAUAUGUAGAGCAGGCGAGGAGUGAAGGAGCAGAGGUGUACCAGAUGUGUGAAGGAAUGCCUCAGAAAGGUAUCUUCUACCCACCCACACUCAUCACCCACGUGAACACAGUCUCCCGUGUUGUCCGUGAAGAGAUUUUUGGACCAGUUUUGGUAGCUCUGACGUUCCGAACAGCAAAGGAGGCUAUUGCUUUGGCAAACAACUCACCGUAUGGACUUGCUGGCAGUGUCUGGACUGAAAACCUGCCAUUGGCACUUGAGGUGGCAAUGAGUUUGAAGGCAGGAGCAGUCUGGGUGAACGGGCACAACAUGUUUGAUGCUGCAGCUGGCUUUGGUGGGUACAAAGAAAGUGGAUUUGGACGGGAUGGUGGAAAAGAGGGCUUGUAUGAGUAUGUGCGGCCCACCUGGGAGGAACGACCCCACCCAAAUCCAGGAGAAAUCCAGUAUAAUACAUACGCAGCCGCACAUGGAGCAGAUCUUUCACCAAUACCAGGUCAAAUGGCAAAACCCAAACUAGUCCGGGCUGAUGCGGUUCCGAGCAUUGACCGUACAUACAAACUGUACUAUGGAGGUGCUCAGAAGAGGCCUUACAGCAUGUACUCGCGGCCCAUAUUCGACCACUGUGGCAAGGCUCUUGCCUAUGUCAGUGAUUGUAACCGGAAAGAUGUCCGGAAUGCAGUUGAGGCUGCUCACGCUGGAGCACCGGGCUGGGGGAAGCGAGCUGCCCAUAACAGGGCUCAGAUUGUUUACUACAUGGCAGAGAACCUAGAGCAGCGACGGGAAGAGAUGGCACAAAACCUUAGCACACUGACUGGUGUCAAUAUGGAGGAAGCUCUCUGUGAAGUGGAUGCCUGCAUUGAGAGACUUUUUUACUGGGGUGCUUAUUGUGACAAAUUUGGAGGCACUGUCCAGGAAACCCAGCUUUAUGGUGCCACAGUCAUGGUUCGGGAGCCGGUCGGGGUGAUUGCCAUUGCGUGCCCAGAUGAGAACCCCCUGCUCAGUUUUGUGAGUCUCUUUGCUCCAGCCAUUGUUCGAGGAAAUGCUGUCAUCAUUGUCCCCAGUGAGAGGUACCCACUGCCAGCCUUGGAACUUUAUCAGGUCUUUGAAACCUCAGAUCUUCCUGCCGGGGUUGUGAAUAUUCUGACCGGAUGCCGAGAUCACCUCAGUAAAUUCCUAGUUGAGCAUCAAGAUGUUCAAGCCAUGUGGUAUUUCGGAUCUGAAAAGGGGUCAAAGUUUGUUGAGUGGUCAUCAGCUGAAAAUGUAAAGCGGACCUGGGUGAACUAUGGUGUCCAGCGAAACUGGUGGAAUCCUCAGCAGGGUGCUGGCGAAGAAUUUCUAUACCAAGCCACACAGUGCAAGAACAUCUGGAUUCCUAUGGGAGAAAUUUUUGCCAACUAGAGACAGCUGAUCCAGAGUUAACAGACUGCAGCGCUUUUAGAGUAUAUUUUUCCUUCAGGAAGGGGUCAAUCAAUGAUUUUCAAGAAAGGAGUUCUGUUGAGCUAAAUACACGUGCCUUUUCCGUUGUAAUACGGGUUUUGAGUUCGACGAUAAACAGCAAUGGUUUCCAAUCUAAUUGAUCAUGGAUCUGACCUGUUCUUUGUCUUGGGUUGGCGGCAUGUCUGAUAAAUGGGAAAUAUUAAUCAGUAGCUAUCAGCAAAAUCAAAGACCGAAUGGCUAUACAUUCUAGAUUUCAGCGUUGCACAAGUUGAGGAUCAGAAAUGGAGUGCAACUUAAAUGAAAAUGAAUGAGUUUAUCUUCCAUUGUAGCUCAUUGCAGUGUUGACCAACAAAAAUCGAACUGGAUUUCCCAUUUUGUUCCGUCUUUGAUUUUAUCAUUCUAUAAAGAGCUGACUGCCAACAUA
Molecule: messenger RNA, 2962 nt
Organism: Hemiscyllium ocellatum (epaulette shark)
Lineage: Eukaryota; Metazoa; Chordata; Chondrichthyes; Orectolobiformes; Hemiscylliidae
Product: aldehyde dehydrogenase family 16 member A1-like
Exons: 17
Coding region: 19-2499 (826 amino acids)
Molecular function (GO): oxidoreductase activity, acting on the aldehyde or oxo group of donors, NAD or NADP as acceptor
Source: RefSeq, a predicted model, not a curated record